UCAGAUAUAUGCCCAGAAGUAGGAUGAUUUCUUUCUCCAUCAUCUAUGAUCCUUGCAAAUGAAACAGAGAGGACAGGUCAUGCUUCAGCAUGAAUGGCAGCAGCAUCUUUGGAGACAGCCUCAAGAAUCCCUAUCUGAGAAGCUAUGUCUCUAAUUUAAGUAUGAGACAGCUCUUACAGCCAGGAAGAAUUUCAAGUCCCUGCCUAUUUGCAGCACUGCCUGAAAACAAUCAAGUCAUCUUUCAAACUUGACCAAACUACAAAUGAUGUCGUCAAUAGAAGAUGUAUGGAUUUCACCACUCUUUGACAUAGGAUGUGUACAUGGCUCUUCAGGUCAGAGUUGCUCCCAGCAAGGUUGUUUUGCAGAACCUUCUCGUAUGUGUUAUCCUCUUCUACACUGUGUACUAUGCGGUUCUGGGCCUGUGCUGCUUGAUGUUCAGGGUGUAUGAGUUGGAUGUCCGGGCACCAUUUGAUUUCAAAACAAAUCCCUCCUGGCUCAACACAAAUUAUAAAGUUCUUUUAGUCUCAACAGAGGUCACCUACUUUGUUUGUGGAUUGCUUUUCGUUCUGGUAGUGGAAGAAUGGGUUUGGGAUUAUGGUAUUUCAGUAACAAUUCUUCAUGUUACCAUCACGUCAGCUGUUAUGUUGGAAUUCCCUUUGACAUCGCAUUGGUGGGCUGCUUUAGGAUUCGGCUUAAUUUCAAUGAUAUGUGGAGGCCAGACUUUAGCAUACUGUUUGUUCAGAGACAAUUUUAUUUAUCCAGAUCUGGAGGAUUUUUAACGGAAUGGCUGAAUUAAUUUGCCUCAGACUUUCUAUAUUAUCACAUACAUUGUGUUCAAGCUCAGUUGUAUUUUUUGUUCAUAUCUAUAUUCAAGGUUGAAUUUAUUCAGGGUACUUUUUAACUAUAAAAAGAGGCGAGACCUUAAUAGAAAGCAGAAGAAUCCUAGUAAAGAACUCAUGAGCAAAGUCAUAAAAUGCAGUGUUUCCCAAAGUAUGUUACAUAGACCCCCAGUUCUGAAUGAUAUUAAUAGUGCCAUGUGGGGAAAAUAAAAUUUGCAUAUUUAAAUAUUUUUGUGGAAUCCUGGGUUUUUAAGUAAAAAAAAACUCAUUCCAGAACUUCUUAGAAUCUUUAACAUAUUGCUGUGAACAAGACAUCUCUAAACAGCAGUAUAUCUUUGAGUGCUCUUUCUCAGACCUAUUUGAACAGUUUAGAAAAUGCUGAUGUAUCAUGUGGAAACUACAACAUGGAAAAGGGCAGAAUCAAAACUACUGCAAAUCCCUGAACCAGCAUUAGAUUUGUUUUUGUUUUUUGUUUGUUUGUUUGUUUGGCUGCGCCUGUGACAUACAAACGUUCCUGGGCCAGGCAUUGAACCUGCACCACAGCAGCAACCUGAGCCACAGCAGUGAUGACACCGUAUCCUUAACCCACUGUACUACCAAGGAACUUUCAGAGUUUGAUUCUCUUAUUGUCCCAAAAUAUUUGUGAGAGCAUUUCUUAUGAAAUUAUUGCCUUUUUAAAAACAUUAGUGUCUAUUUCUUUCCUUAGUCUAUAGUGUUCUAACAUAGUGCUUCUCAACAUUCAGUGGGCAUAUGAAUCACUUGGGGAUCUUGUUACAAUGCAGAUUUGAGUGAGAAGAGCUGGAAUAGAGCCUGAAAUUCUGUAUUUCUAACAAUUCCUGAAAAAAUACCUGUGCUGCUGGUCCAUCUUUAAAUAGCAAGGCCUAAGUGGUUGGGAUAUUUUUUAAGGUUGUAGAAUUCUGUACUGCUGGCCCUGUGUUUUUUAUAUCAUGGUUAUUCAAUACAUAAUUGUUGAAUUGUAUCAAACUAAGGUGAGUUAAAUUUGUAUAACAGUCUUAAAUAUUUCCCACUUUUGAGUAUAUUCAAAACAUCUCCAGAUAUGAAAGAAACACAUAGUAUAUUACAACUAAAAUAUAAGUAU
Messenger RNA from Sus scrofa (pig), 1938 nucleotides. The record is from RefSeq and is a predicted model, not a curated record. Lineage: Eukaryota; Metazoa; Chordata; Mammalia; Artiodactyla; Suidae.